This is a messenger RNA of Suillus bovinus, 621 nucleotides long. RefSeq lists its product as uncharacterized. The transcript has 3 exons. Lineage: Eukaryota; Fungi; Basidiomycota; Agaricomycetes; Boletales; Suillaceae. Bases 1 to 621 code for a protein of 206 amino acids. The record is from RefSeq and is a predicted model, not a curated record.
AUGCAAACUCUUCGAUGCCUUCGUCAUGCGGUUGUGGGCCCAGGUUCAUCGCGUCUUGGCUUUGCUUCCAGGAGCAUCACUGGGGCAACACCUCCUUCCACGCCAUGGUUCAUUGAUACUGAAGGUCCAGUCACUAGGCAUACUCCACCUCACCUUGCUCCAAAAACCCACGAGCUCCCAGAAAACACCUCUGCCGGGAUAAGGCAACUAUUUGCGCAGCUCAGUAAAUCUCCGUUGCUAGAGUUAUCGACUUUAACUGUCGAACGUCCUGUCGCCGCUCUUCCUGGCCCUCCAUUACCUCGGACGUUACCCAAGGGCCGCCGGAAACGCGGGCGCACGUACUCCGGUGAAGGUCUUGCGGAAGAGCCUGGAGGUAUAUGGGACUGGGUAGUCACUGCUCAAGUGAAAGAAGGCACCGAAAACCGAGGAUCGAUAGAAGCUGUCGUACGUCAAGUGCGAAAGACUCUGUUGUCUAUGGACCCACCGCUACCCCUUCCGCCCAAUUCUAAGCGGAGAAUGCUCAACGGGUGGGCUAUGAUUGAUGCAGGCAAUUUUGCAGUCCAUAUACUAAGCCGUGAUGCGCGGCGGAAAUAUUUUGAAAGACCAGCUGCUGAGUGGUAG